Molecule: messenger RNA, 4996 nt
Organism: Hemiscyllium ocellatum (epaulette shark)
Lineage: Eukaryota; Metazoa; Chordata; Chondrichthyes; Orectolobiformes; Hemiscylliidae
Gene: stx19
Product: syntaxin 19
Exons: 2
Coding region: 358-1239 (293 amino acids)
Biological process (GO): intracellular protein transport; exocytosis; synaptic vesicle fusion to presynaptic active zone membrane
Cellular component (GO): plasma membrane; endomembrane system; synaptic vesicle
Molecular function (GO): SNARE binding; SNAP receptor activity
Source: RefSeq, a predicted model, not a curated record
UGGAGGAUUGCCAGGUUUUGAAGUCUGAGAACUUACAACACUUAAUGCAGUCGGAAGUUUCUUCUCCACUAAUGUUUACAACAUGCACAACUAUUAAAGGAAAGCCAUUGUGGUCUUAAAAUGCAGCUUGCUGUUAGAGACUUCAAGCACACCAUGGAAGCUACAAUGAAUAGAUUCCUCACUUUAUAUCCAGGGAGCCACAAUUCCAGCUGAGAUUCUGAACAAACGCCAUUAAUUCUAGUUUGAUUGCAUAAGGUGAAAAAAAUGUCUGCAAGGACACAAAAUUCAAGGACCUGUGGACACAGCACUUGUGCUGAUGGAAAGAUAAUUUACUGUAGCAGACCAUAGCUAGCCAAUAUGAAGGAUCGGCUUCAAGAACUUAGACAACGGGCAAAAGAGGCUGAACUUAAGUCAGGCGAUGAAGGUGAAGAAAGCAAGCAAACCGAAGACAGUAUUUACUUUAAACAACAGGCCAUUAUUUUUGAAAAAGAGCCAGUCAUGGAGAAUUUCUUAUUGGGUGCACAGAAAAUUCAAGAUGAAAUCAAUGAACUAAAUAAUGAUGUAAAGAAACUGAGUCAACAGAGUACCACCAUGGCUUCCACACGUCGGUUCAGCAUUAUUAAAAAGGACAGUUCCAACCUCGUUAAAGAAAUCAAACUCCAAGCUGAGUCUAUUCACAAACAUUUAGAUACAUUAUCAAAGGAUGCACAGCAAUCAGAGGCUGAGGCUGGAGAAGAUGCAAUCAUCUCAAGAAUGAAGAGGACACAAUAUUUAAUGCUGUUGAAGCAAUAUCAGACAGGCAUGUUAGACUUCAAUACAGUUCUAAAUACAAAGCAAGAAAAUUGCAAGAAAUUCAUUCAGCGCCAGCUUGAAGUUGUUGGAAAGGAAGUAUCAGAAGAGGAGCUAAACAACAUGGUGGAACAUGACAAAUGGUAUGUUUUCAAUGAGAACUUUCUCAGUGACGUCAAAAUUACUAAAGGUCAUCUGUCUGAAAUCGAGACUCGCCACAAGGAAUUAAUCAACCUUGAAAAUCAAAUCAAAGAGCUACAAGAUCUUUUUGUGCAGAUUUCGGUUUUGGUGCACGAGCAAGGGGACUUCCUGAACAAUAUUGAAAGGGCAGUGUUGAACACAAAAGAAUACACAGAAAAAGGCAAGGAUGAUAUCAAGCUAGCAGUAAAAUUAACAAAGAAAAAUCUCUGCAGGAAGUUGUGCUGUUGGUGUUUCCCUUGUUGUGCAUAAUAUUUUAUAAAUAGAUAUUAUGUAUGGGAACAGUGUGACUUUCAGCAAUGACUGCCAAAUAUUUAUCACUAAAAAAUUAGGAUUCACUUACAAACACAUCAGGUUUUGGAAUAUUGUGGCUGGACUGCAAAACCUGUUACUCUAAGAAAUACAUUAAGCUAAAGCAGUUUUUCCCAAACAUUUGCCAAAACUGCCACCCAAGUAAAAUGUUUAAAACUGAAGUCAGUUUGUGGGGGGAGGAGGGAGGUGAAGUUAAAGAAGAGCUGGGUAACUACAGAGCAAUGAAUUUUUUUCAUAACCAUUUUGCAAGCAACGAUGGACUUCCAAGAACAUUUUUUAUAGGAAGGGCCAUUCAAAUCAUGAAUAUUAUUAAGCACCAACAAAGAGAUAUCAAAGCGUCUUGGAACAACUCUCAGGGCUGUCCCAAACGGUCUCCACUCCAGGGCUGCCAGUACUGCCAUGGAGCUCACUGCUUGGGAACUAUUGGUCUAAUGGGUCUAUUUUCCUAACUAUAGAAGCGAAAAAAUAAUAGUGAAGUUACUUGCUACCCCUACCUGGAAAUAAACAUUAGCUUACAAAUAAACUCAAUUAGCAAAAAUAUUGAUUAAACAGGAAUUGUAGUGCAACUACAAAUCUCAAUCUGUUAUUUUAACUGGCCUAAAAAUAUGACGGCUAACCUGAAACACUUCUUUCAAUUGUCUUAUAUAUUUGCCAAACAAAAGUCCUACUUCUUAAUUCAGGUACCUCUGAAAUACUUGAGCAUGAAGAUUUAGCUUUUAAUAUUUGUUUUAUGCAGAACUCAUUGCAUUGUGAAUAUGUGCAUCAUGCACAGGAAACACAUCACACAGUUGACAGACUGAAAUUAUCUUCCAAAUAGGUUAGGUAGGGAAUAACUAAAUACAGAUAGAGUUUUGCAGGGCUUUUUUGUUCCUUCAAUUUUAAUGUAAACAUUAUGAUAUAAGAAAAUAUUACUCACUGCAUACGGUUUCAUAUUCAAUAAUUAGAGCAGAAUCAUCAAAUCAUAGAAUCCCUGCAGCGUGGAUUUAGCCCAUUGAAUCCACACCGAGCCUACAAAGUGCAUCUCACCCAGACUCUCACCCCUACCCUAUCCCUGUAACCGAGCACUAAUGCACCGAACCUGCACCUCCCUGGACACUGUGGGCAAUUUAGCAUAGUCAUUCCACCUAAUCUGCACAUAGAUUCAGAGUCAUAUAGUCAUAGAGCUUAGAAGCAGACCCCUCAGUCCAACCAGUCCAUGCUGAAUAUAAUCCCAAACAAUUAGUCCCACCUGCCUGAUCCUCAUCUUAUCCAAAUGUCGUUUAAACAUUGUAAUUGUACUCACAUUCACCACUUCCUCAGGAACUACCCAAUAUGUAAAGAAAAUUGUCUCAUGUCUUUUCGAAAUCUCUCUCACCUUAAAAAUGUCCCCCUAGUGAGUUUUGGACUGUGGGAGAAAACCUGAGCACGUGGAAGAAACCAGUGCACACACAGCGAGAACAUGUAAACUCCACACAAACGAAGGGCGUAAUCAAAUCAGGGUCUCUGGCACUGUGAGGCAGGAAUGCUAACCACUGAGCCACCACACCGCCUUGAUUGCCUUUCUUGUCAAGUAUUUCAACAUAUCCAUCAAUAAGUGUCUAAAGAUACUGGACCAAUUCUUGCUAGACUUUGAUAACUUGAGGAACAGACUGAAAAUUCAACUGCUUUUUGUACUUUGCAAUUCAAAAAAUAUUUAUGUCAUCAUUUUCCAGAAGUGUAAACUGAUCAUGAGAGCAACACGACAUCAUUUCAGUGAAAGGCUGAAACAACAGUGUAUCUUCUUAACCAGCAAGAUUUAGAGAUUAAGAAACAAUACAGAAAAUUAGAUUAGAUUAGGAGAGAGGAAAAGAGACAAAAACGAACAAAUUAUUUUCAAAUUCUGACAACUGAUUACACGUUGAAAUGAAAACGGUUUUAAUUGUUUCUGGACCAGGAAAGUUAAUUUGCAUUGUAUUAAUAAUAAUCACUUUGUUUAAAAAAAAGUACUGACAGAGUUUUUACUCCUAACUUUCUGUGGCAAGCCUAAUGGGCAGCUGAUGUACAAAUCCAUUAAUUGCUUAAAAAUAACAGGAUGCUCAAACAAAUCAAUCAACAAAUUCUGUAAAUUUGGAUCUCAUCAGCUCUUCUUAAAUCCAUGAAUUUGCUGGCCAUUUUACACAUUAACAAUGGCAUGUGCUGUUAAUCUUAAUAGUAUUUAAUCCAAUACUAAGGGGAGUAAAGAAAGGUGAGGUGAAAGAAGAUUUUAUUGGACUGUCAUUUCAGCUAUUUUGUAAUAUUUAAGAUAAUAAGUAGAAACAGUUCCAUUGGUGUAGGGCACUCUCUGGUGCCUACCCAAGUGGCCAUUAUUCAUGUUUGAGACUUCACUUUCCUAUUUCCAUUUUGCCAUGUCAUCUCUUCUAUCUUGAAAUUCCCUACACAAAGAUAGUAUAUUAAGGUAGUGGAAAUGAAAUAUUCAUUUACAAGGCUUUGGUCCUAAAUGCUAGCCCAUUCAUUACUAACUUAUAGAACAAGAGUAUUACAAAUUACCUCCAGAACUAUUCUUAUAUGUUAAAUGCAAAAAUGUCUACAAAAUUUUGGCACCGUACACACUGCCUUGUUAAAAAUCUGUAGCAGCAGUCAAAGAAGAAGCAGUAGGUGCAAUUCUUUUUGUCAUGGAAUCACAUUUUAAAGAUUAAAUAUAACAUACAUUUGCUCUUGUAAUCUCAAUACCUGAACAUACCCAUAGUAUUGUAAAGUAAUUGAAUAACAGUAUCACUUUAGGCUUCAUGCAUUUUGAAUGAUAAUAAAUUAAACACAAUGUAUGAAAUUCACUAAAUAUUUUACGAAAACAAUGCAUAAUGCAUAUAUACUGGUUGCAGAAAUAAAGAUGCAGUUGAAAGGAAUCUGGGAGAAAAAUAACAUUUUAACAUGUUAAAUCACAAUAAUGGGAACAAAAGAAUUACAAUUCUGAAAAGCACUUGUUUGAUCAGUGGAGUACAAAUCAAAGGAUGUUAUAAUAAAGUUGUACAGGAUGUAGCUCAGACUACACCAUCAGAGUUGUGUCACCAAAAUACAAAGGAAAUUUACAAGCCUUUAAGACAUUACAAACUGAUCCCUGACAUCAAGCAGUAUUAUUGAGAAAAACCAAGGCAACUAGGCUUGCCCACUCUGGAAGUAGUUGACUGGGUGUGGAUCUGAAAAAAGUCCAGAGACACUAAACGGUACAGUUGAGGGAAACAGUACUCCCUUAAGGAAAGUCAAGCUAUUAAAACGAGGGCACAUCAGUUGAAACUUUGGUUCGAAAGAAAUAUAUGCAAGAAAGUAAUCAUAUCGAGUGGUUGAAUUUGAAAACUAAUUUGACCGGUCUUCUUGAUAUGGUAUCCAAUGUGAAAACCUUAGGCUCAUCACUGUAACAUGAUACCAAGCAAAGAGAGGAAACUAAUUUUACAACAAUGAAUAGAAAAAUUAAAUUAACCUAAAGAGCUUCUCUCAUCUGUAUUAGUGUUGUACCUGUGCAAACUGACCACAGAAUGAUAGACUAUAAAUUAAGGAUUUUCUUUCCAUUAUCAAUACUUUCUUGUCAACUGCAGCUGGUGUAAUGAGGUAGCAACUCAAAUUCUUGAAAAUUUUGAUUCUAUUUGGAUCAAAAUAUUUCACAGUAUUAUGCAAAAAGCAACAGCGCUUCCCUACUGUACAAGUCAAUAUUUGACUUUCAAACAAUAUCACAUUGCUGUUUUUG